Micropterus dolomieu (smallmouth bass) is the source of this 3389-nucleotide messenger RNA. RefSeq names its product kinesin family member 3A (gene kif3a). NCBI's taxonomy places the organism in Eukaryota, Metazoa, Chordata, Actinopteri, Centrarchiformes, Centrarchidae. Bases 188 to 2302 code for a protein of 704 amino acids. The record is from RefSeq and is a predicted model, not a curated record. Gene Ontology annotation, biological process: microtubule-based movement. Gene Ontology annotation, molecular function: ATP binding; microtubule binding; microtubule motor activity. The transcript is spliced from 18 exons.
CCCACACGCACGCAUGCGCUCUUUCACACAGACCUCACAACAAGCUAUCGGAUGUGAAGCCUUUGAUGAAAUGGGCACUGCGCUGGCAUUUAAAUUCUUCGGAUAAUCUACAGUCAAAUGAACAAAGCUUUACAAACAUUCCACUGUCAUUAUACGUUUACUAUAACCACCUUUCUGUAUUGUCACUAUGCCGAGCAAUAAGCUUGAGAAACCUGAGGUUAAUGAUAACGUCAAGGUGGUGGUGAGAUGUCGUCCCCUCAACCAGAAAGAGAAGAUGAUGAGCCACAAACAGGCCGUCCAAGUGGACGAGAUCCGUGGGACCAUAACAGUUAACAAACUGGAGACUCCCCAGGAGCCUCCUAAGACCUUCACAUUUGACACUGUGUUUGGACAAGACAGCAAACAGCUGGAUGUCUACAAUCUCACAGCCCGCCCCAUUAUUGACUCAGUGUUAGAGGGAUACAAUGGUACCAUUUUUGCGUAUGGACAAACUGGCACAGGAAAAACAUUCACUAUGGAGGGUGUGAGGGCAGUGCCAGAACUCAGAGGGAUAAUUCCCAACUCAUUUGCUCAUAUUUUUGGUCACAUUGCCAAGGCAGAGGGUGACACAAGAUUCUUGGUUCGUGUUUCGUACCUGGAGAUUUACAAUGAGGAAGUGCGAGACCUGUUGGGCAAGGACCAGCUGCAGAGGCUAGAGGUGAAAGAAAGACCAGAUGUUGGUGUGUAUAUCAAAGACCUCUCUGGUUAUGUUGUGAACAACGCUGACGACAUGGACAGGAUUAUGACACUGGGCCACAAAAACCGGUCUGUCGGUGCCACAAACAUGAAUGAACACAGCUCUCGUUCUCACGCUAUCUUCACCAUCACCAUCGAGUGCAGUGAGAAGGGUGUAGAUGGAAACCAGCAUGUGCGCAUGGGAAAACUUCAUCUGGUUGAUCUUGCAGGUUCAGAGAGACAGGGCAAGACUGGGGCCACAGGUCAGCGUUUAAAGGAAGCGACAAAGAUCAAUCUCUCUCUCUCCACACUGGGUAACGUCAUCUCUGCACUGGUGGAUGGCAAGAGCACACACGUGCCCUAUAGGAACUCGAAACUAACCCGCCUGCUGCAGGAUUCACUGGGAGGGAACUCCAAGACCAUGAUGUGUGCAAAUAUAGGCCCUGCAGACUAUAACUACGAUGAGACCAUCAGUACCCUGCGCUACGCUAAUAGGGCUAAAAACAUCAAGAACAAAGCCAGGAUCAAUGAGGAUCCUAAGGAUGCCCUAUUGCGCCAGUUUCAGAAGGAGAUUGAGGAGCUAAAGAAGAAACUGGUGGAAGGUGAAGAAAUCUCUGGCUCAGAGGGCAGUGGAUCCGAAGAGAUGGAUGAAGGUGAUGAUGAAGGAGCGGAAGCAGGAGAAGGCCGCAGGAGAAAAAGAGAAGAAAGAGGGAGGAAGAAGGUUUCCCCGGACAAGAUGGUGGAAAUGCAGGCAAAGAUUGAAGAGGAAAGAAAGGUCUUGGAGGCCAAGCUGGACAUGGAGGAGGAGGAGAGGAACAAGGCAAGAGCAGAACUGGAGAAACGGGAGAAGGACCUUCUUAAAGCCCAGCAGGAGCAUCACCUUCUGCUGGAGAAGUUGUCAGCCUUAGAGAAGAAGGUGAUCGUGGGUGGGGUGGACCUCUUGGCCAAGGCCGAGGAGCAAGAGAAGCUUUUGCAGGAGUCCAACAAUGAACUGGAAGAACGUCGCAGGAGAGCCGAGCAGCUGCGGAAGGAGCUGGAGGAGAAAGAGCAAGAACGUCUGGACAUAGAAGAGAAGUACACUAGCCUGCAGGAGGAGGCUCAAGGAAAGACCAAGAAGCUGAAGAAAGUAUGGACCAUGCUGAUGGCUGCCAAAUCAGAAAUGGCAGAUCUGCAACAAGAGCAUCACAGAGAGAUCGAGGGCCUACUGGAGAACAUCCGCCAGCUGAGUCGAGAAUUGCGGCUCCAGAUGCUUAUCAUAGACAACUUUAUUCCCCAGGAAUACCAGGAGAUGAUAGAGAAUUACGUGCAGUGGAAUGAAGACAUUGGAGAAUGGCAGCUGAAAUGUGUGGCAUACACUGGCAACAAUAUGAGAAAACAGACCCCUGCUCCAGACAAAAAAGAAAAAGAUCCAUUUGAGGUAGAUCUGUCCCAUGUGUAUCUGGCCUACACAGAGGAGAGCAUGCGGCAGUCACUAAUGAAACUAGAGAGACCCAGAACCUCUAAAAGUGGCAAAAGUGGCCGACCCAAGACUGGGCGAAGGAAAAGAUCUGCAAAGCCAGAUGCUGUGAUCGAAUCCCUUCUACAGUGAAGACGGCAUAUAGGAGAGCUUGGUUUCACUGCAACUUUCAUGUUACUUUAGGAACACAACUAACAAUUAGUCGAGUCUGAAGAAUUUAUUGUUGAACAUUAUUUAAAAUGAUCUAAAUACACAGUAUAGCUGGUAAGGUUAUAAAUGUGAAGGAGCUGCACCUAUGAUUUGAUUGGGACUUCUUGGCCAAGAGGACCUGUCAUUUGUAUUAUGUGUAAGACUUCUUUGAGGAUGUCCAACUUUGGAAUGUAUUUUGGCAGCUGGCCUCUGUUUAAUGUUUCAUGUAAGCAGGAUUUUACCAUAAACAUAUUUCACUUGAAACAUCAUUGGUUUUAAAUAUGGCCAGCACAUGGAUACAUAGAAUUGACAGGAUGUUGAAAAUAGAAUCGAGGGCAUGAACUUUAACACACUCAGAAGUGUCUUCUGAAAUUUGCUGAGUAUAUUUAACACACUUAGGAUGAACAACACACAGAUUAAGUCAUAACUUCAGUUCUACUGAUUUCCUGCUAUGUGAGAAGCUGAUUCAUAUUAAACGGCCCAUGCUGACAUUGAUACAUUAUAAUUACAUUUUAAUUAAUGGUGCAUUUUCACUUAAAGCAAAUUAUUCUACUUGUAGCACACCCUUUAGCCUCCAUGUUUCAUCCCACUGAAUACAAGAAAUCAUUAACAUGGAGAGAAACAAAAAUAAAACACUAAUGUGGAGGGAACAAGGAGAGGAGCGGAUGUAGGAUCAAUUAUGUGACUGAAAAGUCAGUUUUAUACUUUUCUCUUUAUGUCAAACGCAUAUGGGCAUGCAUGCCAGCCAGCUCUUAUAUUAGUGCCAUUUCCCAAUUGAAGCAAGACAUCUUUAUAUUUAUUUUUUUUUCAAAUGUCCGAACACUUUGUGUUAUAUUGUAAUGCACCAUACAUACUGUAUGCCUUAGUAUUAUGCACUAGUAUGAAGCUUUUGUGGAGAUAAUUUAAUCGUAUGAUGUUCUGUAGUGGAGGCAAACUGACUUUUAUUUUGUAUCAUAAUGUAUGUCAAAUGUUUACAUGCACCAAACCCCCUGGAUAUUUUAUUUAUAAAAUUAUUUUUUGUUUUAUCUCA